Cricetulus griseus (Chinese hamster) is the source of this 1308-nucleotide messenger RNA. The record is from RefSeq and is a predicted model, not a curated record. NCBI's taxonomy places the organism in Eukaryota, Metazoa, Chordata, Mammalia, Rodentia, Cricetidae.
GUGCAACUUUUAUAUUUUUUAGGUGACUCCUAGAAAACCACACAACCCACUUGCAUCUGAUGACAUCAGGCAGCCAGCCAACCAGCCAUGUCUUACACUCCAGGGAUUGGUGGGGACCCUGCUCAGCUGGCACAGCGCAUCUCUUCUAACAUCCAAAAGAUCACACAAUGCUCUGUGGAAAUCCAAAGGACUCUGAAUCAACUUGGAACACCUCAGGAUUCACCAGAACUGAGGCAACAGCUGCAGCAGAAGCAGCAAUAUACUAACCAACUUGCGAAAGAAACAGAUAAGUACAUUAAAGAGUUUGGAUCACUGCCCACCACCCCCAGUGAACAGCGUCAAAGAAAGAUACAGAAGGACCGAUUAGUGGCAGAAUUCACAACAUCACUGACAAACUUUCAGAAGACCCAGAGGCAAGCUGCUGAGAGAGAGAAAGAGUUUGUUGCUCGAGUGAGAGCCAGCUCCAGGGUAUCGGGUGGUUUUCCUGAAGACAGCUUGAAAGAAAAGAAUCUUGUGUCCUGGGAAAGCCAAACACAGCCUCAAGUGCAGGUCCAAGAUGAAGAAAUUACAGAAGAUGACCUACGCCUUAUUCAUGAGAGAGAGUCUUCAAUCAGGCAGCUGGAAGCUGAUAUUUUGGACAUUAAUGAAAUCUUUAAAGACUUGGGAAUGAUGAUUCAUGAGCAAGGAGAUGUGAUUGACAGCAUAGAAGCCAAUGUAGAAAGUGCAGAGGUACACGUUCAACAGGCGAACCAGCAGCUGUCAAGAGCAGCAGAUUAUCAGCGCAAAUCCAGAAAAACCCUCUGCAUCAUCGUUCUUGUCCUCGUCGUUGGACUUGUGAUUAUCUGUCUCAUCGUAUGGGGACUGAAAGGCUGAGUGGUGAGAGUGGACCGCUGCACGACGUCGUCUGGGUUCUGUAGGCAGAUUCUCGAGGUCACUUUCUAUUGUUAUUUUAAAGGCAGUGGUGUAAAGGAUGGUCCCAUACUUUGUCAUUUUUAUUGGGGGAAGGAGGUUCUUUUGAAUUCGAUCUGAUAUUUUCUAAUACUGAAGGUUUUUCUAAAUACCAUUGCUGGUAUAAUGUCCAUGCUGUUUAGUUCAAUGACUGUGGGGUUUUGCUCACAUUGUAUAUGACUUUCAUUUAUAAUUUAUUUAUAUUGUUUGACUGAGUUUGGGGAAUUAUUUGAAUGAUGUGUGUAUACCGCUUACACCUCUCUCACUGUGUAACAUGAACCCAGACUAUGCUAUCUUAUUUUUAAAACUUCAAGUUUAAAUUUGAUUUGUCCAGUGAGUAUUCUCAAAAAAAAAACAAAA